Molecule: messenger RNA, 595 nt
Organism: Helianthus annuus (common sunflower)
Lineage: Eukaryota; Viridiplantae; Streptophyta; Magnoliopsida; Asterales; Asteraceae
Product: auxin-responsive protein SAUR50-like
Exons: 1
Coding region: 43-465 (140 amino acids)
Biological process (GO): response to auxin
Source: RefSeq, a predicted model, not a curated record
GAUGAAUGCAAACUGUUUGGUCAAAAAGAGAGAAUACACAAAAUGGGUAAGUUAAAAACACAAAGUUUUGCAAAGAAAAAUAAUGGGAUUUUAAAGCUUAAAGUGGUUAUAGAGAAGCUUCAAAAGAGUCUUCUACAAGCCAAGAAUUGGGGGCCGAGGAAUAUGAGUUUUGGGCCGGGCCAAGAAACGGUCCCUGAAGAUGUGAAAGAAGGGCAUUUUGCGGUGAUUGCAUCCGAUGAUGAGGAAGAAAGGAGGUUUGUGGUUCCGUUAGCAUAUCUUGAUCAACCGUCGUUUCAAAGAUUGUUGGAGAGAGCAGCCGAGGAGUAUGGGUUUAACCAUGAGGGUGCGCUUGUGGUGCCAUGUAGGCCCAGUGAGCUCGAGUGGAUGUUGGCCCAAAGAGAAUCGGGUCAAGGAGAUGAUGCCGUCGGUUGGAGUUCAUGUAACACCAUAGUGGAAAGUUACUGAAUUUAAUUUCGGUUUGAUCAAGUUGCAUAGGAUUCAAAAUUAAGGAUGAUUUUGUAGUUCAAAUGAUUUGUUGUUUAUAUCAUUGAAUAAAAAUUGUUGUACUAUGUAUGCUCAUCAUUAAAGUGGAUCU